Molecule: messenger RNA, 2037 nt
Organism: Pedinophyceae sp. YPF-701
Lineage: Eukaryota; Viridiplantae; Chlorophyta; Pedinophyceae
Source: the annotation of a GenBank genome assembly
AUGGCGGCGGUCCUGAACAGCCGCGUCGGCGAUCCGGGGCGCUGGCGCUGGCGGGCGACGGCCGGGCCAGGCGACAGCGUGCUGCGGAAGCUGGUCAAGUGCGAGGGCGCGGGGGGCGGGCGGGCGUGGGUCGGGCGGCUCGGGGUGUUCGUGGCGCUGUCGGACGCGCUCGAGCUGCUCGUUCCGCGCUCGGAGAAGUACAAGCUGCGCACGAGCGGGUUCCAGGUGGUGAACAAGAGCGCGGUCAAGCGGUUGGAGCUGCCGGCGGCGCGGAAGCUGCGGCGCAGGGAGCGGCCGAAGGCGAAGGUCUUCAUCGACAAGCACUUCACUUCGCUCGAAGAGGUGGUGAUCGCGGGCGACUUCCCGCUGCACAAGCGCUGGAUCCACGAGCGCGCCGCCCGAGACCUCCGCGUGAUCAAAGUCCACCACUGCCAGGACCUCGAACGGCUGCCCACUACCAUGCGCCGGCUCGAGGUCCUCGACGUCACCGAGUGCGGGCACCUGAGUGGCGACGCCCUCGCGGCCGCGCUGAACCCCGACGUCAGGACGACCCUGCGGGUUCUACUCGCGAAGUGGGUGUGGAUACAGAAACUCCCCCCCGGCAUGGAGCGGCUCGAGGUGGUCGACGUGGAGGACUGCGCGGAGCUCGGCGAGGAGGAGGAGGAGCCAGGGGCGGCGCUCUUCCUCCCGGAGAGCUCGGGGCGGCGCGUGCGGACGCUGAAAGCGACGGAGAGCAGCCUAGCGCGGCUGCCAGAGAACAUGGAGUGCCUCGAGGAGCUCAGCGUCGACCUGUGCGCGGAGCUCGACGACGACUUCCUCCCGGAGAGCUCGGGGCGGAACAUCCGCGUCCUGAACGCCAACUCCAGCAACUUGCAGCAGCUGCCGGGCAACAUGGCGCGGCUGACGGAGCUCAACGUCGGGCACUGCGACCUGAGGACGUCGCCGCCCUGGCUGCCGCAUUCGUCGGCGAAGAGCAUCACCGUGCUGAAGAUGUGGCACGUGUACAUCGAUCGGGUGCCAGAGGGCUGCGCGAACCUCGUCAGACUUGAAGUCACGGGGUGCGACGACCUCGACGAGGACGACUGGCUCCCGGCCUCGUCCAGCCAGAAGCUGGAGGUCAUCAUCGCGGACGAGUCCUGCGUGGCCAGCCUCCCGCGCGGCCGUCUCCCAGCGAUCCGCGAGCUCCAGCUCGACAACAACGACCUCGACCCGGACUUCCUGCCCCCCGACGCGGCCCGGAGAGUGGAGAAGCUCAGCGUGCGCGGCGUGGAGAUGGAUGACCCCAACGAAGACCUGCUCCUGCCGCACAUGCGCGCGCUACGGGAGCUCAACAUCGGGGCCACGGCGCUGCGGUCCGUGUCGCUGCCGCGGGGGUCCUGCGCCGCCCUGCGCGUCAUCAAGGCGGAUAUGUCGAAUAUCCGCUAUUUCCCCGAAGGCCUGUGUGCCCUGGAGGAGAUCCACGUGGCAGACUGCACGCGCCUGAGCGACUCGUGGCUCCCCGCGUCCAGCGCGCGCAAGGUCACGUACGUCGACGCAACCAACAGCAAUCUCUCGCGGCUCCCCGAUGGCAUGAGCCAGCUUGACACCCUCGACGUCCGGCAGUGUCGGAACCUGGCCGCGGACUGGCUGCCGCUCGGGUCCGCGAAGAGCGUGCGCGUGAUACGCGCCGACGACGCGAACAUCACGAGGAUGCCGCCGGGCCUCGAGAGCCUCGAGGAGCUCGACCUGCGCACGGUGCGGACGCUCAGCGCUGCGUGCUUUCUCCCGGAGAGCAGCAGGGGACGACUGCGAUUCCUGCGCGGGUAUGGAUGCAGCUUGGCGCGGCUGCCAGAGGGGCUGCGGAGCCUGGAGUGCUGCGACGUGAGGUACUGCAGGCGGCUGGCCGCAGACUGGCUGCCCCCGGACUUGUGGGAGAGGGUGGGGAGGUCGCUGAGCAUGCUCGCCAACGACGACUGCGCGCUGCCAGCAGGGCUGCGUGGCGCGGUGUACGUCGACAGCGGGCGCCUGCGGAGGAGGGGGGAGAGCGGAGCUGUCUGA